AAGGUUGGACAACAUGGCGGCAGUUUGCGCUGCGUCUCGUGUUCUCACGAAGAGGAUCCUUUCAGCUAAAGCUCUUCCGGCAGUUGGUUCAGGGAGCUCCAGGAGUCUCCACUUCUCCAUCUACGGCAAGAGGGACAAUGCGAAAGUUUCAGAUGCUAUCUCAACACAAUACCCAGUGGUAGACCAUGAAUUUGAUGCAGUGGUGGUUGGUGCUGGCGGGGCUGGACUACGCGCCGCUUUCGGUCUGUCGGAGGCUGGCUUCAACACUGCCUGUGUCACCAAACUGUUCCCAACCAGGUCCCACACAGUGGCAGCACAGGGUGGAAUCAAUGCAGCCCUCGGCAACAUGGAAGAUGAUGAUUGGCGGUGGCACUUCUAUGACACGGUGAAAGGAUCUGAUUGGCUGGGAGACCAGGAUGCCAUACACUACAUGACAGAGCAGGCUCCAGCUGCUGUGGUGGAGCUGGAGAACUUUGGCAUGCCCUUUAGCCGCACCGAGGAUGGGAGGAUCUACCAGCGUGCUUUCGGAGGCCAGAGCCUGAAAUUCGGCAAGGGUGGCCAGGCACACAGAUGCUGCUGCGUGGCAGACAGGACCGGCCACUCCCUGCUACAUACCCUGUAUGGCCGGUCCUUGAGGUAUGACACCAGUUAUUUUGUGGAGUACUUUGCCCUGGACCUGCUGAUGGAGGAUGGGGAGUGCAGAGGGGUGAUUGCACUGUGCAUGGAGGACGGGUCCAUCCACCGCUUCAGAGCCAAGAACACCGUCAUCGCCACGGGGGGUUAUGGCCGCACCUAUUUCAGCUGUACCUCUGCACACACCAGCACUGGAGAUGGCAAUGCCAUGGUGACACGUGCUGGCCUCCCCUGCCAGGACCUUGAGUUUGUGCAGUUCCACCCCACAGGUAUCUACGGGGCUGGCUGCCUGAUCACAGAGGGUUGCCGUGGAGAGGGUGGAAUCCUCAUCAACAGCGAGGGGGAGAGGUUCAUGGAGCGCUACGCCCCCAACGCCAAGGACCUGGCCUCCAGAGACGUGGUGUCCCGCUCCAUGACCAUCGAGAUCCGGGAAGGAAGGGGUGUCGGCCCAGAGAAGGACCAUGUCUACCUGCAGCUGCACCACUUGCCCCCACAGCAGCUGGCCACCCGCUUGCCUGGCAUCUCUGAGACUGCCAUGAUCUUUGCCGGUGUUGACGUCACCAAAGAACCAAUUCCUGUGCUUCCAACUGUUCACUACAACAUGGGUGGAAUACCCACCAACUUCAAGGGCCAGGUCAUCACCCACAAGAAUGGGGAGGACAAGAUAGUGCCCGGGCUGUAUGCCUGCGGGGAAUCCGGUUGUGCCUCCGUCCAUGGUGCCAACCGACUGGGCGCCAACUCCUUGCUCGAUUUAGUGGUGUUUGGCCGUGCCUGCGCCCUCACCAUUGCUGAAAUCUGCACCCCUGGAGAGAAGCUGCCACCCUUGAAGCCAAAUGCUGGUGAGGAGUCUGUAGCCAACUUGGAUAAGCUGAGAUUUGCCAGUGGGAACACCAGGACCUCUGAGAUCAGACUGAGCAUGCAGAAGAACAUGCAGAAUCACGCCGCUGUGUUCCGCACUGGCUCUGUGCUGAAGGAGGGCUGCGACAAGAUGGAUGCCCUGUACCAGACCCUGGAUGACAUCAAGACCUUUGACAGAGGAAUUGUGUGGAACACUGACCUGGUGGAGACCCUGGAGCUGCAGAACCUGAUGCUGAACGCUGUCCAGACCAUCCACUCCGCCGAGGCACGCAAGGAGAGCCGGGGUGCCCAUGCCAGAGAGGACUUCAAGGACCGUGUGGAUGAGUUUGACUACUCCAAGCCGCUGCAGGGCCAGCAGAGAAAGCCCUUUGAGGAGCACUGGAGAAAGCACACGCUCUCAUAUGUGGAUCCCAAGACUGGCAAGGUGACUCUGGAAUACAGACCUGUGAUUGACAACUCAUUGUCUGAGGAAGAUUGCUCAGCCAUCCCUCCUGCCAUUCGCUCCUACUAGACACCAGUCUAACCAUUCGUAUUUAUAACAUGACUUUGUGCUUUUGCAAUUACAAUAAAACAGGUUUAACGUGUGGUUUUCACACAGAACAAAAAGUACUGCACAUGGUAUAUUUGGUGUUCUUUAAUAAACUGUGCUGUAACUUGAGAGAAUUGUGCAAACAGUGUGGUUCAUGUUUAUUACAACAUUCAAUGUAUUUGCUAUAGUUAUUGCUGGCAAAUAAAUGAAUAUUUAAUAUUUAAAUAUGGAAUGAUUAUGUAAAAAAUGUGGUAGUUAACAGAGCAGACUCAUGUUUACUAAAAUCACCGUCAGUAAAGAUGAACAUUAACUCAAAGAUGCCAACGAGAUACUGUGUUCACUUGUUCCGUGGCCUUCUUGUUCAAACAAGCGCACAAUAUCAAAUGUAGGUCAAUUUCUGUGCAUAAUGCAUGUGUUCUGCUUGUGGCAUUUAAGAUCAAUAAAAAUGCUCCAGUACCAUAUUGCGUGGAAAUGUCUUAGGUGUAUGUGCAGAGUACCAGUAUAAUUCUGCUCCUCUUAAUGUGUUAUCUCACCUACCCCAAGCAUCAGGGCAGCACUUCUCCUG
This is a messenger RNA of Megalops cyprinoides (Indo-Pacific tarpon), 2585 nucleotides long. RefSeq names its product succinate dehydrogenase [ubiquinone] flavoprotein subunit, mitochondrial. The transcript is spliced from 15 exons. Gene Ontology annotation, molecular function: flavin adenine dinucleotide binding; succinate dehydrogenase (quinone) activity; electron transfer activity. Gene Ontology annotation, biological process: tricarboxylic acid cycle; mitochondrial electron transport, succinate to ubiquinone. Bases 14 to 2002 code for a protein of 662 amino acids. The record is from RefSeq and is a predicted model, not a curated record. Lineage: Eukaryota; Metazoa; Chordata; Actinopteri; Elopiformes; Megalopidae.